Molecule: messenger RNA, 999 nt
Organism: Spodoptera littoralis (African cotton leafworm)
Lineage: Eukaryota; Metazoa; Arthropoda; Insecta; Lepidoptera; Noctuidae
Source: the annotation of a GenBank genome assembly
AUGUAUACUUUGAAGGGUAUCUUUCCCGAACCAAAGAAAGAACAAAAAAAGAACUUCAUCAGAGAAAACAUGAAACAACUAAAAUACAUUCAGAGCAGCAAAUCUCCCAAAGAACCGAAAUACAAUACUAAAAAUGUCCAUCCACCGCGGCUGACCAACCCUAUCGCAGCUGGAAGCACUCUUGGCCAAGUGAAGUCAUCACCAUCGAAUAAGAGUGGAAAGACAUCAAUCAAUAUUGCAAAGACUAGCUCUACAAGCACUCGUAAAAAAAUGGCGGAUAUACGUAUCAAGAAGGGUGAUAUGGCCGAAUUUCUCAAAAGGAAAGAGUUGAGGCAGUCCAAAGCAACAGAAGAUUGUGCAGAUGAAGAAGUAAAGUCAACAGAGUCAACAGGACGCCUCCGGGACAUUGGCUGUCAAACUGUAGAGUCUAACCUUGCUCAGAAGCUGGCUGAGGGUGCAAAGUUAACAAUGUUAUAUCCUAAGAAGGAGGGUGAAGAUACUGAAGCCAAAAUGAAGGCUAGUGGAGACACUGGUCAUCACAGAAGCCCUCCUCCAUCCCAGCCUCCACGUCGGGCUGGUGAUGAUAAUAAUAUAUUAGAUCUUGAAAGAAAUCGUAGCCGGUUAAAUGCCAUUUUGGAGAGAAAGGAUACCAGGGACCCGUACUUACCAUCAGGUUACCAAAAAGGUGUGGUACCAAAAUACUUACGCGAACGUAAGGAACAGGGUCCAAAGGAGGGAGAGGGUGGCAGGCUGGAAGAAGACCACUCUGUGUGUCCUCCUGGACAUGUGACUCUACCUGAUACUGAGCGUAAAGAAACAUUGAGGAUGCUUAGGAAUAGUUUUGCAGAGUUAGUAAGUGAACUGAAUAAAUUGCCAGUAAAAACAGAUACGCUUAAAAUGCGUAAUAGAAAAAUGGAAUUAGAAAAACAAUUAGCGAAACUUGAGGAAGGAAUCAAAGUGUUUUCCCGACCCAAGGUGUUUGUAAAAAUAGGAGAAUGA